GGGCAGAUCCGCCUAGGACGCGACACUUAUCGGAGGCAGUGAUUCUUCCGAGCGCAGCGCGGCGGCGCUUGGGAGGCCGCCACUCUCGACCAGGACGCCGGCGAUGGACGCCACGGCCCUGCACGUGCGCGCCGGCCCCGCGGCCAAGGCCCACCCGGGCGUGCCGCUCGGCGCCUACCUCCUCGACGCGCUCAGGCGGCACGCCGAGCUCGACAUCCCCGCGCAGGUGGACUCGCUGACCGGGAGGGAGAUGUCGUUCCCCGAGCUGCUGCUGCAGUCAGUGCAGGCCGCGGAGGGAUGGCGCGCCCUCGGGCUCACCAGUGGCGACACCCUGGCCGUGUUCUCAUUCAACAACCACCAUCUGUACCCGGCGUUCUUCGGCGCCAUCCUGGAGGGAAUCACCGUCGCCAUCGUCAAACAUUCGACGGCAGACGAGUUGCGCGGCUUCCUCGAGAAAUGCGGUCCGAAAGCCAUUCUCACUGAGCCGUCUAGCCUGGGCGUCACGCUGUCCGUCGCGGGGCCCCGAGACCUCGACCUCCUCCACGUCGUGACGGGCGACGUCGCCAUCGGGGCACCGCAGAACGAGGGCCGGGUGCUCUCCGUGACAGACCUCUUCGCGAGGGGCGCCCGCGCGGACCCCGUCGCCUACAGGCCUGGCAACGUCACGGACCCAAAGGACCACAUCGCCUUCCUGUCCUUCUCGUCCGGCACCAGCGGCAUGCCCAAGAUGGUCAAGUUGAGCGACUACUCCUUCACCAUGACCCUCCUUUUCAUGACGGACUGGCUCGUGCGGCCCGCCGACCGCGUGUUCAUCACGUCCCAGCUGGCCUGGAUCACGGGGCUAGCCUUCACGCUCACCUGCACCGUGGUGGGCGCCACCAGGGUCUACGGCUGGUACGACGCGCGCGCCAGCGAGGUGGACUGGUUCGGCACCCUGCAGCGGCACAGGAUUAACACGUGGUUCCUGGCGCCACCGGGACUGACGCUGCUGGCCGCCGAGGCGCGGGCGAGACGCGCGCGCGGCCAGGACGUCCCCAUGGACAGCGUGCGCGCCCUGCUCACCUCCGGGACGGGGCUGCACGCCGACGCCCAGCGCCACUUCGCCGAGGUGCUCGGGACCCCCGUCGUGCAGUGGUACGGCAUCACCGAGGUCGGCAUCGUCUCGUCCGACGGCCUGCCCGCGCGUCCGGGGUCCGUCGGCCGCAUCGCGCCCGGGGUUCAGCUGCGGCUCGUGGACGUGGACUCGGGCCAGGACGUGGCCCGCGCCGGCGUGCUCGGGGAGGUGCGCGCCACGGCGCCGUCCCUCAUGUCGGGGUACCAGGGCGGCAGCGACGCCGAGGCGCUGAGCGAGGUGCUCGACGAGCACGGCUUCUACCGCACGGGUGACCUGGGGUACCUGGACGCAGACGGAUUCCUGUUCCUCGUCGACAGGAUGAAGGACUCGCUCAAGUUCGACGGCGUACCGAUCGCCCCCGCCGAGGUGGAGGCCGUGCUGCUGUCGCAUCCCGCCGUCAAGGAAGCCUGCGUGGUGGGCCGGCCGCACCCCCGCCUCGUCGACGUCCCCACGGCCUUCGUCGUCAGACAGAGCGGGGCGGGUGACGUGUCCGAGGCGGAGCUUCAAGACCUCGUCAAGGAGCGACUCUCCUACGAAAAGUGGCUGCGCGGCGGCGUCUUCUUCCGAGAUGACAUCCCCAAGCUAUCGAACGGCAAAAUUGACCGACGAACUUUGAAAGAGUGGCUCAAGACAUUGCCGGCACCAGAAUGUGAACUUUGAGAUCGUCUGACAAGUAUGAGCGAUAAUGAUGAGACGGAGUCACGAUGUGUAAAUAAAAAGUACUUUACCGAAAA
Frankliniella occidentalis (western flower thrips) is the source of this 1848-nucleotide messenger RNA. RefSeq lists its product as uncharacterized. Gene Ontology annotation, biological process: long-chain fatty acid metabolic process; fatty-acyl-CoA biosynthetic process. NCBI's taxonomy places the organism in Eukaryota, Metazoa, Arthropoda, Insecta, Thysanoptera, Thripidae. The record is from RefSeq and is a predicted model, not a curated record. The coding region runs from base 104 to 1774 and encodes 556 amino acids. The transcript has 8 exons. Gene Ontology annotation, molecular function: long-chain fatty acid-CoA ligase activity.